ACAAAAACUAUCAAACAAUCCAACGAAAAGAAAAUGGGACUCGCGUAAUACACUUUUCUACUCCGCCAAAUACCUUAUUUCUCCACCCCAAAGACACUGAUUAAUAUAUAUAAUCAGUGUAUAUAUAUUAUCGGCUUAUAUAUAUAUAUUAUUGUAGAGAGAGAGAGAGAGAGAGGCGUUAUAUAUAUUAUCGGCUUUGGGUUUGGGGGAAAAAAAUUUGGACGUAGCAUAAGCCAAAAGCUAGUGGGAAUAUUAUCUGAUCAAAAAAAAAAAAAAUACAAAAAAAUGGGUAAGCACCAACAACGCUCUCUGAGGAGUAAAGCAGCCCACCUUGUAUCUGAUCUCACCACUGUCAUCCUCAAUCCCAUCUAUGACAAACCCUCCAAGCCUACUCCUCCUCCACCUGAAGAUGUGACUGAGCCAAAAAGAAAUCAAGAAGAGUCAAUUACAGAGGAGGGUUCUGGGGAUCUAGUUGACGAGCCUGAUACAUCUUCUUUUACUGCAUUUAUCUAUUCUCUGCUGUCCACCAAAGAAUCUGGAAGUAAUUCUGAAAUUGAUGAGCGAAAUGAGCCUCAAGCGGAGAUGAGUGAAACAGCAUCUGACACAAUAAUGAGAGAAAGUGGCGGAAAGAGAAGUUUGUUUUCAAGGGGUAAACAGUCCCUUGGCAGAGCUAUCUAUCAGGCUGCAAGAUUAGGUGGGAAUCGAAGUCAAUCCUCAGAGCGCAAGAGCAGUUCCAACAUGACAACUAAUGGCAGAAAUGAUUCUGAAGUUGUUGGAGAUGAGGGGAUUCCUAUGCAAUCUUUAAAUGAGCCUGUGCCCUUGGACGAUCUCCCAGAAGUUUCUGAACCCUCAUUGCUUCUGUCCGAGAAAACUCGAAAUGCUCUUUAUGCUGCAUUACCCGCACUUGCUCAGGGGAGGAAAUGGGUAUUGCUAUACAGUACAUGGAGGCAUGGCAUAUCGCUAUUAACCCUUUAUAGAAGAAGCAUGAUUUGUCCUGGACUUAGUUUGUUGGUUGUUGGAGAUCGUAAAGGUGCAGUAUUUGGUGGCCUUGUUGAAGCACCCUUAAGACCAACGAACAAGAGAAAAUAUCAGGGAACGAAUGAUACAUUUGUUUUCACAAAUACACCUGGCCAUCCUGAUAUAUUUCGCCCCACAGGUGUUAACCGCUAUUUCACAUUGUGCUCCUCUGAAUUUCUGGCAUUGGGUGGUGGUGGUCACUUUGCACUGUAUUUGGAUUGUGAUCUAUUGAAUGGAUCAAGUUCAGCCUCGGAAACCUAUGGGAAUCCUUGUUUGGCCCAUACUGAAGAUUUUGAAGUGAAGGAAAUUGAGUUAUGGGGCUUUGUAUAUGCUUCAAAGUAUGAAGAGAUGGUUGCUCUACUGCGGACAGAGGCUCCUGGGAUUUGCCGUUGGUAAAUGAUCUUCUAGCUCUAAGCAUUCAACAGUUCACUCGUGAUCGGUCACCUUGUCUGUCCUACAGUUUACUAUCUCCUCUCAUGCUUGAUUCUUGUUUCUUAACCAGCUAUUAACAGAAAGCGAAAAAAUUAUUGUAUAUAUCACGACGAAUGUUCAAUCAUAUGUUUACCGUUGUACAGGCCCCUACUUGUGUAUACUAAGAGCACUUCUGCAUUCUAUGUAGCCAGUUUUGGAUAUAAAAUCGGUGGCGGGAGCUCACCAUAUGGUCAUAUAUGUGAGCCCAAUAGUUGAUUUGCUCUGCUUUUCUCAGUUUGGUUAAGUUAA
Cornus florida is the source of this 1737-nucleotide messenger RNA. RefSeq lists its product as uncharacterized. The record is from RefSeq and is a predicted model, not a curated record. The transcript has 8 exons. Bases 286 to 1413 code for a protein of 375 amino acids. NCBI's taxonomy places the organism in Eukaryota, Viridiplantae, Streptophyta, Magnoliopsida, Cornales, Cornaceae.